Molecule: messenger RNA, 6080 nt
Organism: Lates calcarifer (barramundi perch)
Lineage: Eukaryota; Metazoa; Chordata; Actinopteri; Centropomidae
Gene: vax2
Product: ventral anterior homeobox 2
Exons: 3
Coding region: 1415-2335 (306 amino acids)
Biological process (GO): neuron differentiation; central nervous system development; brain development
Molecular function (GO): DNA binding; DNA-binding transcription factor activity, RNA polymerase II-specific
Source: RefSeq, a predicted model, not a curated record
AAAGGCCUAUGGGGCAUAUAUAUACAUGUUUGCUAAGUUCAUACUUUCAUAUUCAGAAUUUUCACGCCUGUUAUUGGGCGCUCAAGGGGUUAAAUUGUGAGGCAUUUUGGCUGCAAUUUAUGAUUUACCUUCCUGGGUCAGAAGUGACCACCGUGCCCUCUGUUCUCACACUCUGUCCUGCAUCAGAGCAGAACUCAGAGUUCCUCUGUUAAACGAAAAAAAUAAAUAAAUGUCAGAGUCUGACAGGGCUGUGAGGAAACCCGGGCAGCGCUGCAUUUGGCUGUUUCCAGAGCGGAAUAGCGCACACAACCAUCGUCUCAUGUCUCCGUGCCUGAUCCCGGUCUGCAGCGCCGCUCAUCCUCUUGUCAAAACGUGCCCCGCCGGCGGACCAAUCGGCUGCGACCUUGCGUGGGCAGGAAGUGACGUCUCGGGUUCCUGCCUCUGUUAAGUGCUCCUGUGUCGCCGCAAAUAUUAUCCACACACCAACAUCCCUCAUCUGUUAGUGCAGGCAGGGUGUAUCAGCCGCCCCUUCUCCUGACGUGAUGUUUGAGCUGCACAGCAAAUUAUAUGAAAACUGACAAGAGAGCUCGAGACUUUAUUUGCGAGCAAAUGUGACCAUUUCCCAUUUCCUGACAGUUCCCUCCUGAAGGGUUUCUACACAGACAUCUUUUCUUGUGCGCUCCGCAAAAAGAAAGAAAGAAAAAAAAAAAAGCCAGAAGACCACCGACCCCCCCUUUAUGUGGCCAUCUCACCACCACCAGCAACAACAGCAGCAACAUGCAAUCAAGGAUCCGCAGAGGCAGCCGAUCUGACCGGGGGUGAAGUAACAGGCUGCUGCUUUGGACAAAACCAGAAGAAACUUUCCUCCCUGGCUUGUGCACGGUGAACUGUGACCGCUGCUGUGUGGAGGGUUUCUUCUUCUUCUUCUUCUUCUCCUCUGCGCCGCCUCUCACUUUAUUUCUACGUGGGUGAGCAGUGUGUGAGUGUGUUUGUGCCACCUCCCCGCUCCUCCAUAGAUCUAGUUGCCCCCUUGUACCUUGCAGGCUGCACCAUGCAUUUCCUCUGCACCUCCUGGCUACGAUAGUUAGAGCAGGAGUCCGAGGUUUCUUCCCCCCCAACCCCCUCACCCACCACCCAGCCCCGGCUUCCCCCCCAUUUGCCUUGGUUUGGACUUCGGACCGUGCGUCAUGCCGAGACACCUGAAGCACACACCGGUCCCGUUACUGGACCGCGUGGUUCCUUUGUAACUGGAUCUACUCUUCUUCCUUUUUUUGGGGAGGGAGAGGAGGGCAUGCUGUCCUCGUCUCUGGAGAACACUUGCAAAGAGGAGAAGAAAGUAGAAAGAGAAGGGUGAGCAGCAGCAGCGACAGAAGGAGGGAGAGAUAAUCUUUUAGAGACUCUAACUUACUUGUAGAUGUUUGAUCAGGCCACGACUAUGGGCGAUGGGAGCCACCGCUGUGGACCCAACCCGCUCUGUCCGGACCGGAUGGAGACAAAGUGCCGCGCCGAGAUAGGGAGCCGGUCCCCGGUGCAGAGCUCCACCGACACCCCGGGGACAUCAGCGUCCACGCCGACGUCCUCCAGCGAAGACGGACACGACAAACUUUUGGGAGUGGACCCUGACUACUGUCGGAGGAUAUUAGUGAGGGACGCCAAAGGCACCAUCCGGGAGAUCGUCCUGCCGAAAGGCCUCGACCUGGACCGGCCCAAGCGCACGCGGACCUCCUUCACGGCCGAGCAGCUGUACCGGCUCGAGCUCGAGUUCCAGCGGUGCCAGUACGUCGUGGGCCGCGAGCGCACGGAGCUCGCGCGGCAGCUGAAUCUCUCCGAAACACAGGUCAAGGUUUGGUUCCAAAACCGCCGCACCAAACAGAAGAAGGACACCACCAAAGACUCGGACAAACGCUCGUCCUCCACGUCUGAGUCUUUGGCCACUUGCAACAUCCUGCGCCUCUUGGAGCAGGGCCGCCUCCUGGCGGGCCCCGCCCCACCUCCCAACUCCCUCCUGGGGCCUCCGCCUCACCCGGCAAAUGGCUCUCUGCUGAGCAGCCCUGGCGGAGGCUCCUCCACUUCUCCUGGAAUCAGCAACAGCACUCCUCCCAGCUCCCUACCAGGGGGGACUUUUGGGCUGUCGCUGCCAUCACUGGGCGGCACCCCGCCCUCACCACGGCUGGGCGUCCCACCGCCGCACUCCCUCUGCUUCUCCAUGCCGCUGUUGGGGGGCGCUCAUCAUGAACUGACAUCCACUUAUGGCUGCGGCUCCUCAGCUUUUGAGCCGUACAUGCGGCUGGACAGGAAAGAGGCAGAUUUGGGUGGAAAGAAGACAGUUUCUUAAGUAAUGUGUCCCUCUUUGAGGACGCCAGGGGACUGGGACUUGUCUUUGUGAGAGCUUUUCUCCUCAGUGUCUCACCCUGCUACCUGUUUGACACUUGAGAGGCUGCAGACUGGUGAGAGAAAUCACCCUGGAUCAUGAGAAAUGUGAAAAAGGAAACUGGUUGCUUUCCUUGCGGCACCAUUUUGUGCCACAGCACUGUUUGGCACACUGACACAAAAUGGUGAAAAGGAUGUGAUGUGACGGAGACUCUCCCGCUUAAAAAAAAAAAAGGAAAGAAAAUAAAAAAAAACUUGUGAAUUUUUGCAAAAAUGCCGUGUGUGUAUGUUGCGUGAACCCUGACAGACAGAUGUUUUUAUCGCCACUCUCUUCGCAGUGGUUUUAAGUGACUCUUCACUUUUUUGUCCUGUGAGUUUGUACGUGUGGUUUUUGCUCUCUAUACAGGCCUUCAUUUACUGUUCAGGAAAAAAAAUAUACUUGACAUGGAUAGUUCAGACUGAAUCAGUGUCUGAAUGAGAAGAGUGGUAUUUCAAAGAAGAGCAGUUUGUACACAUUUCUAUUCAAGUGGCCAUGUUUGAUUUUAGUUGAUGUGCUAUCACAAUAUGGAAGAAACACUGAAAAAAAAAAAAGAUUUGUAGCAUUUUAAUAUCAGUCUGUUUGGUGUCCAGCAGUAGUUUUUGUAAAUUCUUUAUUUGGUUGUGUUUGUUUAUGAAAUAAUAUGUGGUAGGAUCUGGACAAAUGAUGCAAAAUCACAUAUCUGGAUCCAACAGUUUAAUAUAAAAGAACAUAAGAAAGAAGAGUCCUCGUGUGAGAAAGCUGGUUAAACUCUGCCAAAGCAUUUAUGGAUUAAGCAUUUGUGUCCUCCAGUCAGCGAAGCAAGUCACUGUCGAGCUGAGAGAGGUGACCUUUGAACCCAGAUUAAUCUUUGAUUCACAGAUGUCACACUUUCUCUUUGAGUAAUCAUCUAAAAGACGCUCUCGUUUUGCAAAUUCAGCGGAGAAGAGUUUUCAGACACGCAAGUUAGGAAUCUGGCCGAGGUUUUUGGCCAACGUUGUAUUUAUUUCCUUGGCUGGAAAUGAAAGAGUUGUGGUUGGGACUAGAGCUGCAACAAUUAGUCGAUUAAUCGAUUAAUCGAUCAGCCCAUUGACAUAAAAGCAUUUUGAUAAUCAGUUCAGUCAUAUUUUAAGCAAAACUACCAAACAUUGUCUGGUUCCAUUGCCUCAAAUGUGCCGAAAUGCUGUUUCUCUUCAUCAUAUAUGACUCUAAAUUGAUGAUCUUAUCUUAUUUUCUAAAUGGUCGUCAUGGUUUGCAACACAUCACAACGACAGCGAUCAAACAUACAUAUUUUCCAGGUCAUAUCCAUAACUUACUGUAUGCGCGUGCUUAGGAUGCAAUAAGCUGCAGCAUCAUGAGAAAUUUUUGAGUUCGGAGCUUUUCAGUGGUUGUUUAUUUUUCUUUAAAUUGAUAUGUUGUGUUUUGCUCCAUGUUUCUUGUUUUGACUCCUUUACGGUGACAUUUGACCUGACCUUCCUGUUAGUCUUUACCUUGGCCCACCUUUCACAAUAAGAUUCCUCUGCUUGCCCCUCACUGAAAGCACUUUAUGUUUGUAGGUUUGUAUACAUCCUCUGCUGUCUCCCCCUGCUUUUGAAGCUGUUUUCGUUACCUGCUGAUCCACACUGAAAAUGGAAAAACCCCUGAACAAUUUAGAAAAUCAUCAGCGGUAACAGAGUUGGUUUAUUCAGUUUUCUUUCAGCUCCAUCUUUAAUUGACUGAAUUGAAUCUGUAAUUGAUUUGAACCUAAAUUGACCUCUGAAGACGUAUGUAGAUGCAGAACUGGAGGAAAAAAAGGAAGGAUCAGCUAUUUUUCUUUCUCCCCAUAUGAUGCAAUCUGUUCAGGUUUCCUUGUUGUCCAAAGAAAAUCAAACCUCACCUCUGAGAACAUGUGAUUCUGAACAGUUUGCCCUCAAUUUGUUUGUGUCAGAUGAGUUAUCGCCCCCUUUUCAUAUCUUCUGUCUCUCUCAUUUUCCCGUGUAUCUAUUCAUGUCUGCAUUACGUCUCAUUGUGAGGUUCAACAUGUUUUUUCCCCAUCCCUUUCUCUCACAUUCCCUAAAGGCAAUGCCACAUCUACUUAAAAAGAAAACGGACACUCCCCUGACAUCAAUUUAAAAAAGCGCUUACAAGCAAAGGCCAGGCUACGUCUUAAACAAGCCGAGCGUGUUCCCAGCUGCAGAUACAUUGGAGGAGUGGUGGAGUGCGUAGAAAGGUUCUGACCUCAGCCCUAUAAACCUCACAGUCUUUCAGCUCACUGGGCCUUUUUGCACCCCUGUUAGCACCGGAGCUGGUAGCUGGUGAUUUGUUGUUGUUGUUGUUGUUGUGUUCAGGCCCCUGCAGUGCCACAAAAAGAGAGAGAGAGAGAGAGAGAGAGGGAAAAAACCCUGUUAUCUGCUCACGGCUCUUUGCAGCGCUGCACCUGUGCUGUUGUUGAACACAGUAUUAUUUUCUAUAAGCACCAUCCAUAAUUCAUGUGCUGUGACAUCAAAUAUUGAGCAGAGAGAUGGAGCUGAGAGGUCAGGAGGCUUGCUUCUCAUGUAAGGCCGGUGUACCCUUUCACAAACCCUCUUUUUUCUUCUUUUCUCUCAACACAGUCGUCUCAGUCCUUGCUAAAUUGCUUCCCUGCUGUGUUGUAAGCAAAACACAGCCUCUUUUCCCCAUUUUUUUGCUGGAUUAUUUAAUUUUUUUGGUAACAGUUCAUACUUGCUGCGUAAGAUAGUGGAUAAAUGAGCUCUUGAUGAACAAAAACAGCUCUGCAUUAAUCUCAUUUCUCAGUCAAUGCAACAUGAAGGGAGGAUCAGAUAUUAAAGAAACACUUUUGUGGUUCAGUGGUUACAAAAAAAAACUUCGCACACUCCUUAUUUCCCUCAAAACUCAGCACUGACUCCAUAUUCUGUCACUGUACGGUGGUGUUUUGUAAUGUAAAUCUGCAGUUACUGUGUUGUACGCUCAGUCAAGGCGGGGUUACUCUAAAAGCAGCUACGAGAUGAACAGUUCAGCUCGAGGCAGACGGCCGGUCAAAGGCGUGAGAUGCCACUUCUCUUCCAGGCAACGGAAAGAAACUUUGUAAAGCCUUGCAACAGUUAAACAAAAGCCUUCUGUUUUUAUUUUUGGUUCUACGCUUUUUUUCUGCUUUCUUUAGCUUCCUCUCAGUACAGGGCGGGAGUGUUGCUUUUGUUUUGUGCAAUCUGUGACAUCUUGCACUUGUUUUAGGUUAAACCACCAUCUCAGAAACAUUAAGGGUCUUCUUAUGGCUCUCACUACUGCAUCAUGGUUUUCUUGAUGGAUAAAGUCCUUUGAGAUUGUGUGAAAUGUUCCUUUAUUUUUUAAAAACAGAUUCUGCUAGGUUUACUUUUUUCUAUAUGCACAGCCAAGGUCCUACACAGGACCAUAACUUCUUUUCUUUUUGCAGUAAACGUUACUUAAUGUCAAGCUAAUGGCACCAGCUACUACUUAUGAUGAACAAACUCUAUGUACAUAGAUAUAAAUUUAUAUAUGAAUAUAUAUAUAAAUGGGUCUUUGCACAAGUUAUCUCCAUGUCCGCUCCAUGUGAUUUUAACAGGAAAAACAAAAUGCGAAGGAAAGUUCAGAAAAAAAUACUUUAUAUAUGCUUUACAAUUCUUUGUCUCAUUAACAUUUUGCACUUAUUUAAAGAGGCUUACUUCUGUUUCUGGGCUGACAGAGCUGUUUUCACGCU